This is a messenger RNA of Drosophila montana, 465 nucleotides long. RefSeq lists its product as uncharacterized. The transcript has a single exon. Lineage: Eukaryota; Metazoa; Arthropoda; Insecta; Diptera; Drosophilidae. The record is from RefSeq and is a predicted model, not a curated record. Bases 104 to 391 code for a protein of 95 amino acids.
GUGUUCAUUUAUUUAGUAAAGUCCGAACGGUUCAGUCCGUGUAAAUUUCAAAAUUAUUGUUUUUAUUUGUUUGUCCUUUAUCCGUAUUCGGUGGCCUUCCAAAAUGAAAAACAAUAUGGACGACGACAAACUCUUCAAUCCAUUCUAUAUUGGGCCCCACCCAAGCAAGGCAUGCGCCGUUCCCGAAAUUCCGCCUCGUCAAUGCUCGCCGGACUGUACAGCUCCGAAAGUUGCCGGUCCUAGCGCUGUUGGAUCGGGAAGUGCUGGUAAAGGAGUCGGUGGUCAGGGUACCGCCGGAAAUGGAAGUCUUGGUGCAGCGGCACCUGCGUCCAAUAGCAUAAAUCUGGCGACACCCUGCGCUCCGUAUCCUUGCUAUGAUCGCAGCAAGUAGCAUAGAUGCGGAUCAAAAGACACAACAAAUAUCUUAAUUAUCGCUCAAUUAUAAAUAAACUAAGUUCAAACUAA